GGAAGUUGGGGCGCAACCAUGGGGGCUGCGGGGGGGGUGGCGGCGGCGCUGCUCUGCAUCGCCCUGACCGGCGGCCACGGGUGGGAGAUCCUUAAGUUUGAAGGUCCAUUGGAUGGUGGGAAUCCAUGGAGUCCACCAGAGCCGCCGGCGCACGUCCUGGCCGAGGUCCUCUUCUGCCAACCGCCGUGGCCCUCGUUGGGCGCCGCCUUCACCUUCGACUCCGACCAACUCUUCUGGUUUGACUUCCCCGGGUCCCGUUGGACCUCUCGGCUGCCCGACCUCCCGCCGUGGCCUCCAGGCCUGGAGACGCCGGCCCAGAUCCUCCAGGACGCCACGCUCUGCCAGGACCUGCGCCGCGCCGUCACCGCCCUGGCCACCGGCACGCUGCCCGAGUCCAGGGGUGUCCCUCUGGCCGACGUCUUCCCCAUGCGACCUCCGGUCCCGGGUGACCCCAACACUUUGGUGUGUCUGGUGACCAACAUCUUCCCCGCGGCGGUGGAGAUCCGUUGGGUGUUGGAUGGGGUCCCCAUCACCCAAGGGGUCACCCACACCCACUACACCCCAACGGCCGAUUUGGCCUUCGUCCUCUUCUCCUAUCUCCGGGUCACUCCGACCACUGGGGACAUCUACGGCUGCGUCGUCACCCGCGAAGGGGACAAUGCCUCCGCCAUCGCCUACUGGGUUCUUCAACCGCCUGUGGACUCGGAGGAAUUGGAGACGGCGCUGUGCGGCGCCGCCAUGGCCUUGGGCGUCCUCUUGGCUCUUCUCGGCGUCGCCAUGGUGGCGGCCGCGCGACGGGCGAGGAGGUGACCACGGGGUGUCCUCAACCCCUUCUGUGUCCCCA
Molecule: messenger RNA, 844 nt
Organism: Cuculus canorus (common cuckoo)
Lineage: Eukaryota; Metazoa; Chordata; Aves; Cuculiformes; Cuculidae
Product: class II histocompatibility antigen, M alpha chain
Exons: 6
Coding region: 19-810 (263 amino acids)
Biological process (GO): immunoglobulin production involved in immunoglobulin-mediated immune response; immune response; peptide antigen assembly with MHC class II protein complex
Cellular component (GO): membrane; MHC class II protein complex
Molecular function (GO): MHC class II protein complex binding
Source: RefSeq, a predicted model, not a curated record